AUGGCCGAGCUCCCGUCAGUGGUGCACCUCACUUCGCACCCCAUCUGCCUGAGGAUCUGUGGGCAAUCGGUGUAUGAGGAUGAGAAUCAGCACACAUGGCUGCAUCUUGUCAUGGACACAGGAGGUGUCCUGCAAGUACGGUUGUGGCAGGACGACAUCCCCAGUUUGUAUAUCGCACUCACUGCCAACCCGCAGACCUCGAGCAGCAUGCCUUGGAUGUGGACGCUCCACCUUGGCAGCCAGUACCAGGACUCCAUGGGCCAGUUCUGGCGCAUCGUGCACCACGUCAAGGAGGAUGACAUGGAGGAAAUGAUCCUUGAGCUGAUGGACAACUCGUAG
Molecule: messenger RNA, 339 nt
Organism: Myotis daubentonii (Daubenton's bat)
Lineage: Eukaryota; Metazoa; Chordata; Mammalia; Chiroptera; Vespertilionidae
Product: T-cell leukemia/lymphoma protein 1A-like
Exons: 1
Coding region: 1-339 (112 amino acids)
Source: RefSeq, a predicted model, not a curated record